UCCUUUUCAUUUUCCCCAAAACAUCAAAACCUCUAAAACCCUCGAAGCCUCUCUCUUCAAAUCUGUAUACUUAUUCGAGAUCGCUGCUUGCUUCGCCAUUGUUGCAAAAAUGAAAGCUUUUAGAUCUCUACGACUACUAAUUUCCAUCUCACGAACGACGACGACGACAACACCUUGUAAACCCCAUCAAUCUCAGAACUUUCUCCGCCGGUUAUACUCAGCGCAGCCGAAUCUAGACGAACCCACUUCCGUCAACGAAGACGGAUCAAGCAGCGACUCUGUUUUCGAUAGCAGCCAAUACCCAAUCGAAGAUUCACCUGGAGACUCAGUGAAAAAGCCCAAGCAAGCUACUUGGGAUAAAGGGUACAGGGAAAGAGUCAACAAAGCCUUCUUUGAAAACUUGGCAGAGAAAGGUAAAGUGAAAGUUGCAGAAGAAGAGAGUUCUGAAGAAGAUGAUGAUGAUGAUGAUGAUGAGGAUAGUGUUGAUAGUUCGAGGAUUCUAGCCAAGGCUCUCUUAGAGGCUGCGUUGGAGUCACCUGAUGAAGAGCUUGGUGAAGGUGAGGUUAGAGAAGAAGAUCAGAAGUCGCUUAAUGUCGGCAUCAUCGGUCCACCAAACGCAGGGAAAUCUUCGCUUACUAAUUUCAUGGUUGGAACAAAGGUUGCUGCUUCUUCACGGAAGACUAACACAACGACUCAUGAAGUGUUAGGAGUAUUGACAAAAGGGGAUACACAAGUCUGUUUCUUCGAUACUCCGGGUCUGAUGCUGAAGAAAAGCGGAUAUGGUUAUAAAGACAUCAAGGCUCGUGUGCAAAAUGCUUGGACUUCUGUUGACCUGUUUGAUGUCCUCAUUGUUAUGUUUGAUGUCCACAGGCAUCUCAUGAGUCCCGAUUCAAGAGUUGUACGUUUGAUCAAAUUCAUGGGCGAAGAAGAAAAUCCGAAACAAAAGCGCGUUUUAUGUAUGAAUAAAGUUGAUCUGGUCGAGAAGAAAAAAGAUCUAUUAAAGGUUGCUGAGGAGUUCCAAGAGCUUCCGGCAUAUGAAAGGUACUUCAUGAUAUCGGGACUUAAGGGAUCUGGAGUUAAAGAUCUCACCCAGUAUUUAAUGGAUCAGGCAGUUAAAAAACCAUGGGAAGAAGAUGCAUUCACCAUGAGUGAAGAAGUCUUGAAGAACAUUUCUCUUGAAGUUGUUAGGGAGAGAUUACUAGACCAUGUUCAUCAGGAAAUCCCAUAUGGCGUGGAGCAUCGUCUAGUGGAUUGGAAAGAGCUGCGUGAUGGGUCUCUCAGAAUUGAACAGCAUCUCAUCACUCCUAAACUUAGCCAACGCAAGAUUCUUGUAGGCAAAGGUGGUGCCAAAAUCGGGAGGAUAGGAAUAGAAGCCAAUGAAGAGCUCAGGAGAAUAAUGAACCGCAAAGUUCAUCUCAUUCUCCAGGUAAAGCUCAAGUGAAACCAUUCCUCCAAGACAUGUUUUUGAGUUUGAUGGAUUUAGGAUUGGUUUGUACGCAAUUAGAUAUCUGUCUGUAUAUGGUGUUGUCAAAGAUCAAACAUUUGACAUUAGAAAUAUAAACUUACUACAAACA
Molecule: messenger RNA, 1574 nt
Organism: Camelina sativa (false flax)
Lineage: Eukaryota; Viridiplantae; Streptophyta; Magnoliopsida; Brassicales; Brassicaceae
Product: GTP-binding protein ERG
Biological process (GO): ribosomal small subunit assembly
Molecular function (GO): GTP binding; rRNA binding; ribosomal small subunit binding
Source: RefSeq, a predicted model, not a curated record